UUUGAUAAAUCUAAAACGCCAUUUCGUUCAUGUAAUUUGGUAUGAAUGAAUACUUCGGUAAUGUUAAAGAGAAACGACUAAUUAUCAAUCAUGAAAGGAUUUUGGAUUUAUUUGGUACUUUGCAGCCAUCGUUUUCUUGUUGAUUGUGAGCUGUUAGGGAACAAUACCUUCACGAUAAUUUCAAAGUCACCACUCAACGAUGGUAUAUGGAAGUCAAUUGCCAUAUGCAAUAUCGACAACUCGGGACACACUUACAGUGCACAUGAGACCUAUAUUGUUUCCAGAUUUGGGGUUCCAAUACUGACUUACAAGGAUUAUCUUUCCGGUGGUUAUGAAGAGAUAGCCCAAAGUGGAAAAUGGGUUAUUUCGAGGGUCGGAUAUGGUAGUUCCGGGCAACUAUCUUUCAAUCCGGAAUUUAGCUAUGACAUAUGGCUUGGUAAAGGAAUACCCUCCGGUGACUGCUACCAAUUUAGAGGCCAACAAGCGGCUGAGAACUUUGCUUACAAUGCAGAAGAACUUACAGAUACACCGGCAGAUAACCCCGAUUAG
Messenger RNA from Ruditapes philippinarum (Manila clam), 549 nucleotides. RefSeq lists its product as uncharacterized. The record is from RefSeq and is a predicted model, not a curated record. The coding region runs from base 91 to 549 and encodes 152 amino acids. The transcript has 4 exons. Lineage: Eukaryota; Metazoa; Mollusca; Bivalvia; Venerida; Veneridae.